AUGUCACAAUCAACGGGAAAAGAUACUCCACAAACGACAGCAGCUACUUCAGAUCAAUCACAACAAAAUAUUCCACAAGCUACAACUUCUACCACCUCGGUUCCCCCACAAUCAACAGAACCAACAUCCCUCGAUCAAUCCACCACUACCACAACUGGAAAUCAUGAUUACACACAAACCGCAACCGUGAAUCAAAAUAUCGCCCAUCAAAGUGAUGGAGAUCAAGAUGAUCAUGUCGAAGUUGAUACUCAUAGCGAUGCUGAUUCCAGUUGGGACGACGACGAUGUAUCAACAGCCUCUACAUCUAUCACUUCGUCCAUGCUAAACUACACCUACGAAAAUGGUCGUCGUUAUCAUGCCUAUCAGUCCGGUUCUUACCUCCUUCCUAAUGAUGAAGCCGAACAACAACGACUCGAUCUCAAACAUCACGUGUUCAAGCUCAUUCUUGGUGGGAAACUAUUCUGCGCACCUAUAGAUCCUAAUCCGCAACGAAUCCUUGACAUCGGAACUGGAACUGGUCUUUGGGCAAUUGAGUGUGCCGAUGAAUUUGCUUCCGCUGAAGUCACUGGAACGGAUCUAAGUCCUAUCCAACCGGGUUGGGUACCACCGAACUGUAAAUUCAUGAUAGAUGAUGCUGAGAAUGAAUGGUUGUUCUCUAACAAUCGACAAUUCGAUUUGAUCCACUGGAGAGUUCUUGCAUCUAGUAUCUCAGAUUGGCCAAAAUUGCUCAGUCAGGCCUAUACGCAUGUUCGACCCGGAGGAUGGGUUGAAGCACAAGAGCACGAGGUACAUAUCGAGAGUGAUGACGGCACUGAUCUCAAUGCUGGAGAUCUGCAAAGAUUUUUUGGAUUGAUUGAUGAAGCAAGUGUUAAAAAUGGAAAGAUGAUGGAUGAAGUUGCUGGAAAUCAGAAGCAAUGGAUGCUUGAUGCUGGCUUUGUUGAUGUUCAUGAUCAAGUCUACAAGGUACCUAUUGGUCGCUGGCCCAAAGACAAAAGACUCAAAGAGAUUGGUAUGUAUUAUCAAGCUCAAUGCUUGGAUGCCGUCGAACCAAUCAGUAUGGCGUUGUUCACACGGGUAUUGGGGUAUAGCUUUGAGGAGGCACAAGUGAUGAUGGUGGGACCAAGGAAUGAUAUGAAGAAUCCCUUGAAUCAUGUUUACAUGAAGUUUCAUUUCGUUUAUGGAAGGAAGCCAGAGGUAUAA
Botrytis fragariae is the source of this 1200-nucleotide messenger RNA. Its product is annotated as putative tam domain methyltransferase protein. NCBI's taxonomy places the organism in Eukaryota, Fungi, Ascomycota, Leotiomycetes, Helotiales, Sclerotiniaceae. Gene Ontology annotation, molecular function: methyltransferase activity. The record is from RefSeq and is a predicted model, not a curated record. The coding region runs from base 1 to 1200 and encodes 399 amino acids. The transcript has 2 exons.